AUGCCGCCGACGGGGCGGAAGCGGAAGGCUCGCCCGUCCCAGCCGGCGCGGCGCCCGCGUUCCCUCUCCCGCUUGGACUUCCGCUCGCCGUCGGACGGCGCGUGGUACGGCGCGCGCGUGACGGUGCAGCACGGCGCGCUCCGCGUCAUGUACGAGGAGUUCCCCGAGGAGCAGGACGAGUGGUACGACCCCGCGACGCUCGCGGCGGCAUCCUCCGCGCGCUACGGCGUGGCCGCGCUCCGCGCCAGGUUCCGCGCGCCGGCGCCGCCCCUCGACGACGCCGGGUGCCGCGACCUCCGCGCCGGCGCGCCGCUCUGCGUCUCCUGCCCGCUCGACGGCGGCCUGCUCAAGUUCUACGACGCCGUCCUCGAGUCCGUAUCGCCGGCGGCCCACGGCGUCGUGAACGGCGAGGACCGGUGCGCGUGCCGUUUCGCGGUGCGGUGGACGGAGGGGCCGCGCGCCGGGAGCAGGGAGGAGGUCGGCGUCGAGCGGGUCUGCUGCGUGCAGUCCACGCCGGUGGAGGACCCGGUGCUCAGCGAGUUCUUCGACGGCGUGACCAAGCUGCUCGGCGGCAAUGGCGACGGGGGCGCGACGGCGUCUCAGGAGAUCGGCGCCGUCGCGGCAGCGGAAGACAGCGUCCCUGCGGAUGCCCCGCCGGGGUUUCACUGGAAAUUUGGGGCAAGGGCUUAG
Messenger RNA from Setaria italica (foxtail millet), 690 nucleotides. RefSeq lists its product as uncharacterized. The record is from RefSeq and is a predicted model, not a curated record. Lineage: Eukaryota; Viridiplantae; Streptophyta; Magnoliopsida; Poales; Poaceae. Bases 1 to 690 code for a protein of 229 amino acids. Gene Ontology annotation, molecular function: chromatin binding. The transcript has 2 exons.